AGUUUUAUGUAAUGAUAAAAGCUUGAAAAGUUGCCAAAGUUGGAAAUUUUGGAGCAGUCCGUACUUAGAAUUCAGAUGGUAAAAUCUGGACCACUGGAAUGCACAGGAUUAGCUAAUCAGCCUCUGCUAAGAAGCUGAAGAAAAAAUAAGUAGUGUUAUUCAGGUUCAGCACUCAUGCCCCCUUUAGACUUGCCCACCUGUUACUGUUGCAUUUUUGUUGAAUUUAGUUAUAAAUAAUUGCAGCUCUGAAAGGUAUCUGCUAGUUGUUUUAUUUCUCUGAAGAAAGAUACAGGUCAAAUAUACCAAAAAUAAUGUUGUCAGGAGUAGCUAUAGGGUGGCACGUGAAAUUAAACAACACAAGAAUGCAAGCACAUGUACCCAUAGCAAGAAUGUUCAAAAUGGCUGGCUAAAAUUAAAAUUUAAGACAUUGUUUUGGAACUUGGUAAAGAUUGUUAAUGAUACUAUACUGUACAGUAUGUGUUUAGAGUCAAGAACAUGUUAUGUUAUUGUGUUUCAGGUGACGAAUUAUGCAACAAGAAGAGAUGCACCAUCCAGGGGCAAGUAUGUGUUGUGAAUAAAAACAAUCAUGCUGAAUGCAGAUGUCGCGACUCAUGCCCAGACUCCAUUGGAGAAGAAGUUUGUGGUUCAGAUGGUAUCACUUAUGAAAGUAGUUGUCACUUAGACAUGACGUCAUGUAAGCUUGGUGGCAUCACCAUGGUUUCUAAAGGGAAGUGCCAAGUGAUUUCCUUAAAGGUCAGCCCAACACAUCAGUCUUCACAAACCCUGAUAAUUGGCAAACCAGGUGAAAUUCAGUGUGGGAUUGAAGGAAAGGCGGCUCAAGUCUUAUGGCGCAAAGUUGGCAUGAAGCAUCGUCUUCUUUAUUCAAGAUUGAGAUCUUUCAAUUCUAAAACGCUUCGUUUCCGUCGCGUACAAGAGCAAGAUGCAGGGCAAUAUGUGUGUCGUGCUAUUUCCAUGUCUGCAACUGUGACGGCUACCGUAAAUGUUUCUGUUGAGGCUGCUAAGGUUCCAAAGCCUGGGGACACCAGUGUGGCGUCAAACCGUGUGUGCAAUUUGGAAAAGCUUGUUGGUACUGGAACCGAUCCAGCUAAAUUCUCACCUCGUUGGUAUUUUGACAGCAAAGGGUCAUAUAUGUGCGAAUCAUUUCUCUACAGUGGCAGUGGGGGCAAUGAAAACAAUUUUGAAACCAAAGCUGCUUGCAUCCAAAAGUGCUCCCAUGCAGCUGGCGAUGUCUGUGGUCUCCCCAAACAGCCUGGGAUGUGUAUGGGGUAUUUUCAAAAAUGGUUCUAUAGCACCCAGACUGGAGAAUGUGAGUUUUUUAUUUAUGGUGGUUGCCAAGGAAAUGCCAACAACUUUAAUUCCAAGGAGGAGUGUAAAGAGGCUUGUUCAGUAUGUGCAGGAGGUGAGCUAAGUGAAAAAGUCGAUUUUCGAGUAAUUAGUUUAUUCUGUCUCUUCUCAGCUUCAGAGGAACCCGUCAAAGAAAAACCUGGCCACUGUCCAUGGCGAAGGGGUGUUGUUAGACUUUGUCCUCUAAGAGGAGACACAUGUACAUCAGAUCAAGAGUGCCCGGGUGUCAAUAAGUGUUGUCAUGACGGCUGCAGCCGGUCCUGUUCCAGACCAAUCAGUGAGGACAAACCAGGCACUUGCCCUAACGUGUCCCAAAAUAGACCUUUCUGUGACAAGAAAGGAGAUAUGUGUGAAAAGGACACUGACUGUCCUGGAAGUCGAAAGUGUUGCCACAAUGGCUGCCAGAGGGAUUGUGCUGUUCCCGACACCAUGCGAAAGCUGAAACCUGGGGUUUGCCCUGAGUUGGAUGCUAUAAAUCCAAAGCUAUGUAAAAGCACAAAAAAUGAAUGUAAACUUGAUGGUGAUUGCUAUGGUCAUCUGAAAUGCUGCUUUAAUGGGUGUUUUAAUGAGUGUUCCCGCACACCAACUCUCCAUCCAAAACGAGGAGAGUGUCCAGUUGCCGACUAUAUCCCACCAGAGAAUUGUUCAGAUACCACUGAUAAGUGCAAUGAUGAUUCACAAUGCCCGGGGAGAGACAAGUGUUGUGCAACAGGGUGUCUUCAAGAGUGUAUCACUCCUCCAGCUAAAAAGAAGCCCGGCAAAUGUCCUUUGAAUGAUUAUAUUCUACCUGAGCUGUGUGAGGUAACAGAAGACAAGUGCCAGGAAGAUGAGGAUUGCAAAGGAAGAGACAAGUGCUGUGGAACAGGCUGCAAUCUGGAAUGUAUCACUCCUCCCAUUAUAGAAAAACUCGGAGUGUGUCCUAUUGUAGAUUAUAUUGACCCUGAAUCAUGUGAAGUGACAACUGAUGAGUGCAGUGAAGAUGAGGAUUGUAAAGGAAAAGAUAAAUGUUGUGCUACAGGCUGCAUAAAGGAGUGUGUAACACCCCCACUCCCUACUUCUACUACGCCUGAGUCUAAAAUGGAAUGUCCAGAACCAUGGAAGGGGCUUAAUGGAAUCUGUGACCGCCGUGGUGACAUGUGUGCUGAUGACAAAGAUUGUAAUGGGUCCUCUUUGUGCUGUUUUAAUGGAUGCCAGAAAGACUGCAUUGAUCCUGUACCAACGGAUAAACCAGGUGAAUGUCCAAACCCAUGGAAAGGACAAGAUGGUAUUUGUGACCGUCGAGGGGACAUGUGCACAGUAGAUAUUGACUGCGAUGCAUCUGCAAAGUGCUGCUUUAAUGGGUGUCAGCGUGAUUGCGUAAAGCCUGGCAAGAAGUCUGAAGAAAAGCCAGGACAUUGCCCCAAUCCAUGGAAAGAACAGCCAUGUGACAGAAGAGGAAAUAUGUGUGAGGAAGAUAGUGAUUGUGAUUCUGGAAGCAAGUGCUGCCACAAUGGCUGUCAAAAGGAUUGUGUUAAACCAGUGAAUCUGACAAAAUGCCAAGAGGAAACACAAUCUGCUCUUGACAAGUUGGCUUUAGACCCACCUCUGCUUGGUGUGUUUGUUCCAAAGUGUAAACCAGAUGGACAAUAUGAGGAUCAACAGUGUCAGGAGUUGCAUUGCUGGUGUGUGGACAAAAAGGGCCUGAAAAUACCUGGUACAACUGUGCAAGGACCUGCAGUCUGUUUACCACGAGCAAAACCAGGCACAUGUCCCAGACCCUGGAAAGGCUAUGGAGGGAUCUGUGAUUUCCGUGGCGACAUGUGUCUUCAUGAUUCAGAUUGUGGUGGAGAUAACCGGUGUUGCUUCAACGGAUGUCAAAAUGACUGUGUGCCUGCAGUUGGUAUCAAGCUUUGUGCAAAACACAAGAAGGCCGAGAUUGCCAGAAACCAAGGGGGUCCACCUAUAGUGGGUGCAUUUUUGCCCUCUUGUAAAUUGAACGGCGACUAUGAAGAGGUCCAGUGUCAUGGUUCAACUGGCUAUUGUUGGUGUGUUGAUAAACUUGGCAAUGAAUUGCAGGGGACACGUACCAGAGGGGAACCAAACUGUACUCUGUCAGGGAAUGGAGCAGGGGCUGGGAAGGAGGGUAUCUGCCCCAAACCCUGGAAGGGACUUACUGGUUUCUGUGACAAAAUGGGUGAUCAAUGUGGAAUGGACUUUCACUGUUCAAAUGAAAAUGAGAAAUGCUGCUUCAGCGGCUGCCAACGAAUGUGUGUGAAUACCACAGAGGCUCACCAGAAAGCUGAAACAAAGCCCGGACAGUGCCCAAAACCAUGGCUGGGUGAAGAAGGUCUGUGCAAUCGCCGUGGGGAUAUGUGCCAGAGAGAUGUUGAUUGCAAGGGAAGUCAAAUUUGUUGUUUCAAUGGCUGCCAAAAGGACUGUGUCAACCCUGGGUUGUCUACUUGCCAGCAAAGAUAUGAGGAGUCAUUUCUUUUCCCUGCCUUGGGUCGGUUUGUUCCAGCAUGCAAGAAAGAUGGUCAGUUCAAAGAGACUCAGUGUCAUCCAUCGACAGGUCACUGUUGGUGUGUUGACAGUUACGGUGUAGAGCAGCUUGGAACACGCACAAGAGGAAGACCUAACUGUACUGCCCCAGAUCCAUGUCUUUCCACCGAGUGCCCGCACUAUGGACAGUGUGUUCCCAGCCAGGACCGCAAGUCAGUGGAAUGCAAAUGUAACAUAGCAUGCUUCAAGAUUUAUGAUCCAGUUUGUGGAACUGAUGGGAAAACGUACGCAAAUAAGUGCGUAAUGAAAUCAGAAGCUUGUGUGCAAAAGAAGGAUGUUAAAGUGGAUUAUAAGGGUGAAUGUGAAGAAGUUGAUCCUUGUGCAACAGUGAACUGUGGUUUCUAUGGUAAAUGUGAUGUUAUCAAUGGCAGCGUCACAUGUGUUUGUCCAGGAUCAGGUAGCCGGCCAAGUUGUGGCAAUGAAAAGGAACCCGUGUGUGGUUCUGAUGGAGAGAUUUAUGACAGCAUCUGCCUCUUAAUGAAUGCAUCCUGCCAACAAGAGACGAUGAUCCUCCCAGCCUUGCCUGAGAUGUGUGAUGUGGAAGAAAACAUCAACCCUUGCGCCAACAUCACCUGUAGUCACCCAUUACAGAUCUGCACCACGCUAAGUAAUGGCAAACCCGAAUGCAGUUGUAUUAAUAAGAAAUGCACCACAAUCUAUAAACCUGUGUGUGGAACAGAUGGAGAGACUUACCAUAAUGAUUGUAUGAUGGAUGUACUAUCAUGCAAGGCAAACAAGAUUGUCUCUGUGGACCAUUAUGGAAAGUGUGAAAAGGACCUUGCAAGCAGAGCCCCGUGUGCCAAGGUCAACUGCAGUCACCCAUUGGCCAGUUGUCAAGUCGUGAAUGAGACUGCGACCUGUGUCUGUCCUGAGAUUGUGACAUUGGAGUACUUCCCUGUUUGUGGUUCUGAUGGAGUGACAUACCCUAAUCCAGGUUCACUGGGUAUUGCUAGUUGUAACAGUGGAGGAGCUAUUGACAAAGUCAAGGAUGGAAAGUGUUCUGAGUUGAAACAUCCUUGUGAAAUCAACCUUUGUAGCCACAAGCUUCACAGCUGUGAGGUUCAGAAUGGCACAGCUGUUUGUGUCUGUAAGACAGGGUGCACACUGGAGUAUGCACCUGUUUGUGCCUCUGACAACAAGACAUACCCCAACAAGUGUGCUAUGGAGGUGGCAGCAUGCGAGAGCGAUCAACAUCUUAGAGUUGUGAGGCUUGGAAAGUGUGAUGGUCUUGUUCCCAGUAAACCCCAUAUCUGCCCUCGACCCUGGAAAGGACUGGAUGGAAUUUGUGAUCGAAGGGGAGACAUGUGCCAGAAUAAUGCUGACUGUGGAGAGGAUGGAGAAAAGUGCUGCUUUAAUGGCUGUCAGAAAGAUUGUGUGAAAUUUGGUGACUUACAGUGCCCAGAAAAGUGUCAUCUUAAUGCUCAGUGCAUAGAACUUGUGGUAGGAGGCCGAAAAUGUGUUUGCAAUCCAGGAUUUGAGGGGGAUGGAAUAGAAUGUGCAGCUGAUCCGUGUAGUGUGAAAAAGUGCGAGCAUUACGCUACCUGUCAGGAGGAGAAUGGCAUGGGCAAGUGUGUCUGUCCACAAGUUUGUCCCCGUAUUCUUGCUCCUGUUUGUGGAUCUGAUGGAAAAGUUUAUGACAACGCGUGCCUUAUGAGAGUUGCAUCAUGUUCUCAACAGAAAAAGAUCACACUGGCCAGUAAAGACACAUGCAAACCAGACCCUUGUGCAAAAUCCAAGUGCAGUCACCCACAACACCGCUGCAUCAAAGUAUUGCAUGGUGCUACAUGCAUGUGUCUGCCGUCUGUAUGCACACGCGAGUACCGUCCUGUCUGUGGCUCGGAUGGAAACACUUAUCCCAAUGAGUGUGCCUUAAACGCGACCGCAUGUGAAAGAAGUCAGAUUAUAACUGUGUCUAGUCAAGGAGAGUGCAAGCAGAACAACGAAAAUCCUUGUGCUGAACCUGGGCUGUGUACACAUCCAUACCAUCAGUGUAAAGUGGUUGGUGGCAAGGCACUGUGUGUGUGCCCCAUGGUGAUACCAGCAAACUUGGAUCCAGUGUGUGGCUCUGAUGGUCAAACAUACCCCAACCCAAGUGCGCUUGAAAGCAUGAGCUGUUUGGCAAAUAGAAUUGUCGAGGAAGAAUACCGUGGCGAAUGCGUAGUUCCCACAGAUCCUUGUGACAUUUCACUGUGCAGCCAUCCUAAGCACUUGUGUAGGGUAGUAGACGGUAUGGCAACCUGUGUUUGCCAACAGGUCUGCCCACUAAUCCUGCUACCAGUCUGUGGAUCUGACGGCCAGAGCUACCCAAAUAGCUGCAGCUUGGAAGUUGAAGCUUGUAUGACUGGAAAAGAUUUGACAGUUGUAUCCAUGGGAGAGUGUGACCAAUGUGCAAAAGUAGUGUGCCCUGAUCCCAGGCAGCACUGUAGAGUUGUUGAAGGUGCACCAACCUGCGAGUGCAGUGAAAUCUGUACUGCCGACUGGAAUCCAGUGUGUGGGUCAGAUGGUACGACGUACCCCAAUGAAUGCAGCUUAGAAGUGGAAGCAUGCAAAACAGGAAAGAAACUGUCAGUCGUUAAACAAGGACAAUGUGUUAAAAAGAAGGAAUGCCCAUUUUUAAACCCAACUCCAUCCUGUAAUGUAACAUUGAAUGGAACUUGCUUCACUGGAGAUGUAACAUGUCCGCCAGGCUUGAUGUGCUGCCUUGACAAUACCUGCGAAGCCAAGUGUACACUGCCAGCACUUGACGAUGGAACAAGACAAGGUCAAUGCCCUCGACUGAACCCUACUCCAGGCUGUGGUGGUAAUAUAACUGGCUGUGGUGCUGAUGAAAGAUGCUCUCUUGGCAGCAGAUGUUGUCUACAGAGUGAUUGUACUCGAAAAUGUGUUGAAGUUGGGAUUGGUCCUGCUGCAAUUACGACAGGUAAAGAAGAGAAGCAAUGUCCAUUUUUAAACCCAACUCCAUCCUGUGCUACGAGGAAUGGAACUUGCUUCACUGGGGAUGUAACAUGUCCGCCAGGCUCAAUGUGCUGCCUUGACAACACCUGUGAACACAAAUGUACACUGCCAGCUCUUCCCGAUGGUAAGAAUGUGUUGAUAAAGCAGCAUUGUUAUUUUAACGAGUUGGAAGAAAUAAUGGAUCUUUUCGGCGAUNGUUUAACAUGUGAUCCACCGUGCCAUCGUUAUGGAAAGUGUGUGAAGAAUCAGAAGACUGGUGUAAAUGAAUGUUCAUGCAACAGGAUAUGUACAAGAGAAUAUGCUCCUGUGUGCGGCACCGAUGGCAAAACAUACAGCAACGAGUGCAUGAGGAUGUUGUUGGUGUGCAAAAAGGGAACUAAUGUAGGGUUGAAGCAUCCUGGCAAAUGCAAAGAAGACCCACCUGAAGAUAGUUGCCCAAGGUUGGACCCCAUGCCGAUGUGCUUUCCUACCAUUAAAAAUUAUUGCACUGACGACUCGCAGUGUGCCGAUGGAGAGAAAUGCUGCUUACGUAGAGACUGUAGCAAGAGAUGCUAUACACUGGCCAAGGCAGGAAAAUGCCCUAAAACUGACCCUAAACCCUGCCCUGCAAUUGUACGACCUUCCGAAUGUACUACAGACUGGGACUGUACUGGAGAACAGAAGUGCUGUUCUGAUGGUUGCAUCAAAAAAUGCACAUCCUCUUUUCUAGCACCAUUGGAAGACAACCCGUGUGUAAAUACCUUGUGCAGCUACCCCCACCCCGUGUGUAAGGUCGUGAAUGGAAAUGCUACAUGCCAGUGUCGACAGAACUGUGUUGCUCUGUACGAUCCGGUGUGUGCGUCAGACGGACACACGUAUGACAACAUGUGUGCGUUGGAGACGACCGCGUGCAUGUUGGAAGCUGAUGGUAUGCCUGCAGGAAAACUAACCUACCUUGGAAAUGGAAAAUGUACAGUUGCACAGAUCUGCAGUCUACCAGUGGAAAAAGGCCGCUGUCGCGCUUCCAUGAGGCGAUUCUUUUUCAACUCCACCUCUCGGCAGUGUGAGGAGUUCCGAUUUGGUGGAUGCGAAGGAAAUGCCAACAGAUUUGACACGGAGAAGGAAUGUAACGACUUCUGUGGAUCCCUGGAUACUUGUCAGCUAAAUCCUUGCCCAGAUCCUUAUGCCAUCUGUAGCAUCUCUGAUGAUGGAGAGCGAGAGUGUACCUGUCCGGAGAUUUGUACUGCUGACUAUAGCCCUGUGUGUGGAACGGACGGACAGACAUACAGCAAUUUGUGUAUGAUGAAGGUUUCAGCUUGCAAGCAAGGCAUGAUGAUCAAGGUUAAGUCGCCUGGAAAGUGUAAGAACAAUCCAGGUUUCUGUCCUAUUGUGGACCCUCAGGUAUGCUCCAGUGGUUUGGACGACAGCUGCUUUGAUGAUGCCAGCUGUGAUGUCAGUGAGAAAUGUUGCCAUGAUGGCUGUAGAAAACUCUGUGUGAAGUCCCUGCCAAAACCCAAUGCUGGUGGACCGCCCAAGGCCAUGUCACGAAUGAAGCUGCUUCCGCCUCCUCCCAAAGACUCUUGUGAAAAAUGCAAGUUUCCCAUGAGCGCCUGCGCGGUAAAUGAGAACGGCGAAACUGAAUGUCACUGUCCAGAGGGAUGCACGGCUGAUUUUGAUCCAGUCUGUGGCUCUGAUAGCCGUAACUACAGCAACAAAUGCCAGUUAGAGAUAGAAGCCUGUAAACCAGAGAACCUGAAUACUUUGAGGCUUCAGCAUGUUGGGCCAUGUGUUUGUAACCUUCCAUCCGAAGGAGGACCUUGCUUCGGUUAUUUUUCACAUUACUUCUUCAAUGCCACAUCGAAGAAGUGUGAAGAGUUUAUUUAUGGAGGCUGCCAGGGAAAUGGAAAUAAUUUCAAAACCAUCGAGAGCUGCGAGAAUAAGUGUAUCAGCCCAUGCAAGAACUACAAAUGUCCGUUUCCUCACACAAGGUGUGAAGUAGAAGAUGGUUUACCUGUCUGCAAGUGCCCCACCACCUGCACUGCAGAUUACCGCCCAGUGUGCGGAACAGAUGGCAAAACAUACGGUAACAUGUGCGGUCUGGAGGCAGCCGCUUGCCUAACGAAGCAUUUUGAACUGAAGGUGAAUCACCUUGGAGAAUGUUUAACUCCAAACCCAUGUAAUGAGGUUACCUGCAGCCACAAGCGUCAAACAUGUGUGGUAAAGGACAACAAGGCUGUUUGCAAGUGCGAUAAAAUAUGCACGAGAGAGUAUGACCCUCAGUGUGCCUCAGAUGGAGUUACUUACUCUAACAAAUGCGUUAUGGAAGUGGCCGAAUGUGAAAGUGGAAAAGCUUUGAAAAUAUUACAUCCUGGAGAAUGCACAGCAUGCGACUUCCUUCCUGACGGUGGACCGUGUGAAGCUUACAUGCCGAGGUACUUUUACAACACCACAUCCAAACAGUGCGAAGAAUUCAUUUAUGGAGGAUGUCGAGGGAACGAUAAUCGUUUUGGCAGCAUUGACGACUGCGAGAAAGAGUGCAAAGCCGAGACCCCUAGUUCAGACGAUCCCUGCCAGCUAGUCAAGUGCGACUUCCAUGGAGUUUGUCGAGCGGCUGAUAAUGGUGAUGCUGUGUGUGAAUGCAACAUGGCAUGCCCAUUCAUCGAUGAUCCUGUUUGUGGAUCGGAUGGAAAGAAUUACUCCAAUGAAUGUGUGUUGAAGUCACAAGCCUGCCUUACUAAGACUGACAUCGACGUUGUUGGUGGUCCUGCUAAGUGUGCGUCGCAUAGACUGAAAUGCAUGUCUUGUCCAGCACGCUCAAACCUCUUUGCUCGUUACUGUGGAAGUGAUUUUGUUAUCGAAGGCACAAUAGUGACGUUUGACAGCAGUGAAGACAUGGAUUCCUCAAGCGUAAUGGUGCUAGUGUCGGGUGUGUUCAAAGGAUCGGAUUCAAUACAAAACAAAAUUAUCAAGAUCAACUUUGUUGAAAACUUGAACAGUUGCGUCUGCAAAGAGCUGAAACUGAGAAAGACUGUUGUCAUCGCUGGUUCCGUGACAGAUGAAGGUGAAUAUCUCCUCGACGAAUCCAGUUAUGUGCGUCACGCAAGCGAGCACUUGCUGAAGAAAGUUCAAGAACGUACGAAACGUGACAAAUGCGGCAGGAUCAGGAAACAACCUUGAACACCGCCAUGAUACAUCUCAACAGAAACAAGGAUAGAGACUUUGAAAAAAAAAAUACAAAAAUCAACAUGGACGCGACCUUACUUAGAGAUAUGUACUAGAAACCCGAAAGACAUUUGUGGUGAAUUUUUUAAUAUUAAUUUUUGCGUGAUUCAAGAGCUAAAACUAGUUUUUUGGCCAAAGCCAAGCGAUUUUGUGACAUAGCUAGUAAAGGAAAAGGUAUGUAGAACUCUAUGAACUUAACUUUUUUAACUAACAAAUAUUAACUAAACAUCAAACGUACGAAGUAUGAAAUAUAAAUAUAUUUUUUUAGUAAACUAGUUUUUUGACUCGGAAUAUUUUUUUAGCUAGCAGCUGUGACAUUUGCAUGUAAAAUAAUAGUUCUUAAUGUGGUAAACUAAAGUAUGGAAUUAAAUAAUAAAUCUUGAAAUGCCUACAAAAUGUCAAACGUGCAUAUGACGGGAAUAAAGAAUUAAAUGUA
Orbicella faveolata is the source of this 10495-nucleotide messenger RNA. RefSeq lists its product as uncharacterized. The record is from RefSeq and is a predicted model, not a curated record. Gene Ontology annotation, molecular function: protein binding; serine-type endopeptidase inhibitor activity. Gene Ontology annotation, cellular component: extracellular region. Gene Ontology annotation, biological process: multicellular organism development; regulation of BMP signaling pathway; cell differentiation. Lineage: Eukaryota; Metazoa; Cnidaria; Anthozoa; Scleractinia; Merulinidae.